This is a messenger RNA of Populus euphratica (Euphrates poplar), 652 nucleotides long. RefSeq lists its product as uncharacterized. Lineage: Eukaryota; Viridiplantae; Streptophyta; Magnoliopsida; Malpighiales; Salicaceae. The transcript has 3 exons. Bases 298 to 642 code for a protein of 114 amino acids. The record is from RefSeq and is a predicted model, not a curated record.
AGCAGGACCCCAAAGGAAAUGCCGUGUGUUUACUUUGUCAACUGAAAGAAGAGCGAAUCGGAAUCAGAGAUUCCUUGAGAAUUUGCACAGAAAUCUCCUCACGCGUACUCUAACCCAUGCACUCCUAUAUAAACUGCCUCCCAGAUUACCAUCUUCAAACAGGUAGAGCAAUAAUUUACUCCCUCCUCUGUUUCUUCAAAAAGCCCCAAAGGACCAAAACCUUCACUUUUGGUGUCUCCUGGACUGUAAACAGCUCCUCAUUCCCUACAUAUCACCAUCUUUCCAACAACCAAGACCAUGAAGCAAAAGAUAGUGAUCAAGGUGACGGGGAAUGGACAGAAGUCCCGCUCCAAAGCCUUGCAGAUUGCAGUUGGGCUUUCAGGUGUUGAAUCUGCUGGUUUAGGAGGGGAAGAUAAGAGCCAGGUAGAGGUGGUAGGCGAUGGGGUUGAUGCAGUACAACUUACAAAUUUGCUGAGAAAGAAAGUAGGCUACGCAGAGUUAGCAAGUGUAGAAGCUGUGGGAGAAAAGAAAGAAGAGCCAGCAGUGCAGCCGGUUGUUUGGCCCGUGUAUGGUGGAGGCAUGCCUCAGACCUAUGUCUAUCCGAUUCACCCCCAUCAGGACCCUUCUUGCUCCAUCAUGUAAUUACCAAACA